AUGGGGGUUCGCACGGAGCACGGCGCUUUCUACAGCGCCAACUCCGUCUUUACGAACUCAAUGAACGGGUCCAAUUACAGCACCGGUGGGAACGUCGAGCACGGGCUCUCAGUCAUGACCUUGACAUUCGGACCAGAUGGUGGUCGUCGAAGUAUCGACAGUAUCGAGCCAACAGCUAUUCUCGGUAACAACAACCGCUUCGUCGCUGGCAGCAAGUUCUUCAAUUACCAGCAAUUCGGUGCUCUUCGUCAAGGCGGGAGCGUCACUCUCUUCUCGGCUUCCUACUAUGGGUUACUCAUUGCAACUGCACAGAGCAGUAUCGUUUAUGCCGUCCUCCGGUACUGUAUGCGACCGACACUUAUGCACUCGCUCAUGCUCGAGCGAUCCGAGAGCUCGGUGGUCAUCGAGUGUCUCUUAAGUAUUCCAACGACGCUCAGCUUUUUUCUCGGGCUACUAUCCGAUGUCGUACCAAUUGGUGGAUAUCGUCGCAAGUCGUACAUGAUUACCGGGACGUUGCUGAGUUUCGUGAUGUGUAUGGGAUUGAUGAUUUUAUCAGCAACUGGCCACGUCCAAAGUUCCAGCGAGAGCAAACGCAGUAACUACAUUGUGUAUUACAUGGUGCUUAUCAUAGGCGCAACUUUUGGCACGAUGCUCAGUAAAAUUGCUACAGAUGCACGAGUUAUUGAGCUGUCCCAACGGGAACCGCUUACCGCACGUGGGAAGCUGCAGAUCAACUAUUUACUAUUUCGUACAGGGAUUGAGUGGAUCGGACUCUGGUUGACCGCAGCUCUGGUUCGGUAUGACAAUGAGAAUCGGAGCUACGCUUUGCACAUAAAUCCGUUCUGGGCCUACGCUACCUUGGCUCUGCUGAGUCUAGUGCCAGUGCCGUUCGUAUUGCGUAAUUGCAAUGAACGCAAGGUUCGAGUCGACGUCGGUACGGUUAAUGGAGUGAUUGAAGAAGAAGGAAACGUGGCCGUGAUUUCCUCGGCAACUUCGACCGCUGCGGCUCGUGUUGGUGCUUUCUUUCGUAUGUGCCAGCAGCGAGCCAUGUGGCAACUCGUCGUUUUCUUGUGUAUUCUUUUGGCGACCACUCGCUUUUACUUUGGCUCGGCCAAUGCGGUGCUUGUUACCAUGGCGGAGCUGAAUCCGAACACUACACUUGUGACAAACGCGCUCAAGUAUGUCUCGACUCUGGUCUCGAUGAUCAUGUGGAAGAUGUUUUGGACCAAUUCGUCUUGGCGGUGGUGUGUAAGUCUCGGAGUUGCUGUCACAGUUGUUCCUGAGACCAUUCGCGCCAUUGUGAUGAUUUACGUGCCGUCAGUUCGUGGCCAGGCUUUCUACGACACGCUCGGUUGCAUUCCGGGUUUUACAGACGGGAUCAUUACGAUAUUUUCGCUCAUCCCGGCUACUGAGAUUGCUGAAAACGGCUCGGAAGGUGCUACUCAGGGUAUGCUGUUGUCGUUCCGUAGUACGAUUGCCAUUGCUAUGCGGACUCUGAGCAGUGACUGGAUGUCCGACAUUGCCCCUGUCACCAUCAGCAGUGGAACUAGUCUGCUUCUGCUGUUACUUCUCAUCUCGUUUGUUGUGCACGGCUUGGCUUUCUUCUCGGUGCUACUGCUGCCCCGCCAGAAGUUGGAUGCACAGCAAAUGCGAGUAUACGGCGGCUACAGCAAGUUUGCGUGUAUCGCGAUCUGGAUUGUCUAUAUUGUCUUCUUUGUCUACGCUAUGGCAGUGAAUUUCAAAGCCAUGGCGGAUAUGGCAGGCGUACGGUAG
Peronospora matthiolae is the source of this 1773-nucleotide messenger RNA. The record is from the annotation of a GenBank genome assembly. Lineage: Eukaryota; Oomycota; Peronosporomycetes; Peronosporales; Peronosporaceae.